AUGGUCCAUAUCUACAUGAUGCUGUUCUUUAUUCCCGUUCUGACUGAUGAUACCUUAGCUUUCAGGCCAUGGCUCGUCGAGCUGGGCCCGGACAAGGCUGGACAGGAGCUUCGCAAGAGUAUAGAAUCAUUGGAGUCAUUCACCCAUGCUCUGCUGUCAAGAGAGCACGAGAGAGAGGUCGCAUCCUCCGACCUCACAGACGUGAUGCAGUGGAUACCAUGGUUGAUCACUUCCCCUGCUGACAACGAGACGCCCGACGAGUAUGUCGAGCGCGUUCAGAUGUGCUAUGGCGCCAAGUCGAACGUGUGCGGAAGGAUCUGGGGCAAGGGCUACGUUGCCUACCGCUGCAGGACAUGCGGCAUGAGCCCUUGCUCGGCGAUCUGCCAUGAGUGCUUCGAGAAGGGUGCGCACAGAAACCAUAACUUCCUAAUGUACAGGUCAGUCGCUGGCGGCUGCUGCGACUGUGGAGACCCAGGGGCCUGGAAAUCGACGGGGUUCUGCUCCAUGCACACGGGACCUGCCAUGCCGUUCCACAUCCCGAUGCCAACAGACGAGGUAAGGAGCGCGUACCAUGUCCUCAAAGUCCUCCUCCAGUACCUGGCGAACCGGAUGGCGGAGAGCCACGACUUCUGGAGGAAGGAUCCGAUAGAGAGCUACCGGCAGCCCCUCCCGCAGACGUGCAGGGAGAUGUUCCACUUCGUUCAGAACCUCUGCCGUACUGGCAACGUCUACCGCAGAAUCGUGUGCGCAGCUGCCCUUGAAGACAUCGGUUUGAUCAACCCGAACUUGCGGGCCUCGGACUCGCCGAUGGAGGGUGUGAGCUGCGACGGUGACAUGGCAGGACGAAGUGAUAGCAACCGAGAGCUGAGAGCGCCGGGGGGGCACACGGGGUCGAGGAGCGGUCUAGUUCAGCAGUUCUUCAACUGCCAGACUGGCAGGAACUACGACUUUUUCAUCUCCCAAGACACCAAGACUGUAUUUUUCCAUCUCACAAACGAGCCUGAUCACAGCUUUCCUCUUUCUAUCCUGGAAUCUCUCGUUCUCACCGGGUCUUACCUGUCAGUUGAGAUGUCGACCCUGUUCCUCCAGAUGCUGUUCGAUUUCGACUUCAAGCAGCGAUUCACCCGAAUCUUCAUCAAGCUGUACAAACGGUUCAUGUACACGAUCUUGAAGCACACAAGGGAGCUCCCCAAUGACAAGAAGGAGAUACCUACGAGGAUGGUUGACAUCAGCGUCCAACUUUUCAGCAACUCGAUCCUUACGAUCCAGAUGAUCCAAGAGGAGUCACUGCUCAGUACUCUAUUCCAGAACAUCCUCUACCUGGUCGAUGAGCAGAAGAACGUCUUGAAGGGGGAGACGAUCGACUGCGAGCAUGACAUCUGGACCAAACGCACCUAUUGGCCCAUCACCAACGACCUUGUCAAUAUCCUGUCGCACAGGAGCGUCGUCUUGGAGUUCUUGCAGAACGAGCACCUCAUCAACGAAUGGCUGGACGUCACGAAGCAGUUUCAGAGCAUCGACCUUCACUUCCGAUCGGUGAACGUGCUGGUGGAGCAAGAGUCUCGAGCGUGGACCAGCCCGUUCUUCAUCGAGCUCGAGCUCGUGAUGGAGCAACUGAGCCUUAUCGACACGGGAGUCAAAGACCUGAUGGCCCAGGAAGACAUGACGGACGAUCCGUCGCAGGACGGCAUCGACCGGGAGAAGAUGCUGAGGUCGCUGAGGGCGACUCUCAAGGCUGGUGUGCAGGCAUGCAAGCUGUGGUUCAUGGAGAGCGAGGUCGGGGAUGCUAACUACAAAUUCCCGAUGAUGUUCGACGUGUCCAAGGAGGCCGUCUCCUUCCACAUCCCCAUCCAUCGCUUCGUCGCGUUCUUCGUGUCCCAGAUCUGUCGAUAUUCCGAUCGUCCCCUGAGGGAGGUGCUGGACAUCGAGGACCUGAACAGCUUCAUGAGCAAGUUCAUAGAGCACCCGCUGCGCAUUCAGGUCCUGCUGGCUCAGAUCCGAGCUGGUAUGUGGCGAUGGAACGGGGAGAACAUGCACAGGAGAGGAUGGAUCUACAGAUCGAACUACUUCUACGACCUCGGCUUCGACCUCGACCUCUUCAUCCUUCAGUGCUCGGCCGCACUCACUGACCCCGACGAGCUGCUCGCCAUCAUCCUGGAUCGUUUCGGGCUGAUGGAGUACUUCGGUUUCAAGGAUCCCAGGAGGGAGGACGAGGACGAGGACGAGGACGAGGAUGAGGACAUGAUGGACAUCCCAGUCUCAGCCAGCACGUCGAUCUCCGAGGACUGCCUCAUCAUCAUCGCAGCGAUCUUGUCCGAGAGGGCGAGGCUGGGCCUGUCGGACCGCGACUGCAUCCACCAGGAGAUCACGGCCCGUCUGUGCGUGAAGCCGCACUCGCACAGCCAGCUGACAGACUCCAUCUGUCGGAGGUGGCACGAGCAUGAAGACUUUGAAUCCGUGCUGAACCAGGCGUCUCACUACGAGGAGCCGAAGUCAGAGAAGAUGGAGCAGGGUAAGUACCGUCUCAAGGUUGACGACUCCUUCCGCUACGACUCCUUCCUCGUCCACGUGCUCGUCCGCAGCUUCAACCAUGGCGACUACGAGGCAGCGCUGGAGCAGGCCAAGAUGGACGAGAAGAGUCGAACCCCCAGCGACCAGCCAGCUCAUGGCGAAAAGCGCAAACUGCUGAUGCACCUGCCCGACACGUUCAAAGGGAUCUACCGGCUGCUGCAUUCCCCAGUCCUCCAUCACGUCCUGCACCGGGUGCUGCUGAGGGCAGUCAGGCAAAGAAGCGUCUACUCGACGUCCAUUCAAGUCAACAUGACGCUCUGGCUCAUCCAAGCUGCUCUCGAGCAUCAGCUGGAGCAGAGGCAGGAAGGGCUGCGGGAGGUGGAGGAGGAGGCGGGUGGUGCACUGUUGCAGGACUGGGGCUGCGUGUUCCAUCGGCAUGACUUCCUCGAGAAUUUUGACAAGGUCAUCUCAGUCAAAAUUCGAGACGAGGAGGCGCAUGAGGAGAGCAAGGAGGAGGAGUGUGAAUACAGCAUCUACACCCUCCUCUGCGAGCUCCAGAAGACUGACCUCGGGCAAGACACGCACCCCUCAGUCUCCAACGUCCUAUCCCUGUACAGGAGUCUUACAAAGGCUGACGGGGGGGGAGAGCAGUUGGAGCAGCAGCAGCAGCAGCAGCAGGCGGCGGCGGAACGGGGAGCUUCAGGCUCCCCGUCCAAGGUUUCGCUGCAGCAGGCCAAGGAGCGUCAGGCUGCCCUGCUUAAGAGCUUUGCGGAGCAGCAGAAGAUGUUUGCAGCUGCGAUGCCGAUCGUGUCGGACUCGGAGGAGGAGGACAACGAAGACGACAAGGUCAAGUGCGUGAUCUGCUCGCUGUACGCCAGCCCCUCCACCAGCGAGCCCGUCGGGCUGGUCUGCUUCAUGGAAAACUCCAACGUAUUUGCCAAGCACCACAGGAGGGCGCGGGAAAAAUUCUUCGGCGGGCGGCUGCAAGGAGGAGGAGCGGAGGUAGCAACGAACAUGCAGGUACACAGCAGCCCCAAUCUUUUCUUCCAGUCCUGCGGCCACUACAUACACGUGUCGUGCUUCAACAGCUACCUCGACAGCCUCUCCCACCCCGAGAAGAACGCUUCCCUGCUCACUAGGACGAAUUUGGGCUACCAGGAGGCGAAGAACGGCAACUUCUUCUGCCCCCUCUGCCGUCAGAUGGCGAACGCGCUGGUGCCGCUCAUCCCGUCCCGGCACAGGAACGACAGCAACGAGCAAGUGCAGCAAGCGAUGCCGAGUCUGAUCAACACGAUCGUCGAGGGGUACAAGAGGGACGGGAGGGAGAAGUUCUCCCUGCUCCACCUCAAGAAGCGCGUCCUCUCCCCCGUCCAGCUCGAGCACGGGGCCCUGCUAGCGCAAUCCAUCUCCUCCUUCCUGGAGCGCCUUGAGGUGGUCAAGGACGUGGGCAGCGCGUCGAGCGGGCACGGGGAGAGCGGGGCGCUGGGGAACCUGAUCAAGGGGCUGGGGACGACCAUCUGCUGUAUGGAGCUAAACUCGAGAGAGUUCUUCAGCGGGCAGGGAGGAGCAGCGAGUCAGAAGCUGCCGGCGGUGGGGAAGGCGCUGCACAACCUGCGGGAGAUUCAUGUGCUCGCGCGACAUGAGCAGGCGAGGAGGAGGAGGAGGAGCCUGGACGAGCCCUUCCUCCGUCUAUUUGGCUUGCAGAGCUCUCCAGCAGCCGACGGAGCUGCCGCAGGGGCGGCGGCGGCGGCGGCAGCAGCAGCAGCAGCAGCUGGGCCCCAGGACGCCCCCUUCCUGUCUCUGCACAUGUUCUCGGUGCUGCUGCAGGUGUACUACUCGCUGAACGUGGAGGAGUUGGAGCAGCACCUGGCGAUCCUCCACCUGAUCUUCAGCGCGCAUGUCGUUCAGGUCAGCCUCUCCUACCUCUUCAAGAACCCUCCACACGAGCUCCAGAGCGAGUCUGACAUGACCGACGAGUCCCAGUGCCACAUCCUUCAGCUCGUGUACCAGCUCCACUGCCAGCUGGGGCUGGACAGGAUCUUCGCCGAGAUGCGCAGCGGGGGCGAGCGGGAGGGCCGGAGGCUCCACUUCCUCUCCGGGGAGGAGGAGAACAGGAUCCACGGGCCAGGGUUCCGAGACUUCUACAUCGACUCCUCCCUCCCCCUCCUCCGCAGCGCUCAUCUCCUCCACUGUCUAUACUUCGGCGAUCCGCUGCUCCCCAAGGACUUCAACGCCGAGACAGACGUCAAGAACCUGCUGGAAAGUCUUCACCUCCCCUUGCAGCAGGGGACCAUGUUCCCUCUCCUCUACUCCCUCACGGAGCAGCUCGUUGGCCAGUGGAUGCAGGACCUGUCCCUCAUCGCCCAGCCCUCUGCCUGA
Messenger RNA from Guillardia theta CCMP2712, 4890 nucleotides. RefSeq lists its product as hypothetical. NCBI's taxonomy places the organism in Eukaryota, Cryptophyceae, Pyrenomonadales, Geminigeraceae. Gene Ontology annotation, cellular component: cytoplasm; ubiquitin ligase complex. The record is from RefSeq and is a predicted model, not a curated record. Gene Ontology annotation, molecular function: zinc ion binding; ubiquitin protein ligase activity. The coding region runs from base 1 to 4890 and encodes 1629 amino acids. Gene Ontology annotation, biological process: protein ubiquitination; ubiquitin-dependent protein catabolic process via the N-end rule pathway. The transcript has 7 exons.